Messenger RNA from Anastrepha ludens (Mexican fruit fly), 1791 nucleotides. RefSeq names its product pickpocket protein 19 (gene ppk15). Gene Ontology annotation, molecular function: ligand-gated sodium channel activity. Gene Ontology annotation, biological process: sodium ion transmembrane transport. The coding region runs from base 269 to 1681 and encodes 470 amino acids. The transcript has 7 exons. Gene Ontology annotation, cellular component: membrane. The record is from RefSeq and is a predicted model, not a curated record. NCBI's taxonomy places the organism in Eukaryota, Metazoa, Arthropoda, Insecta, Diptera, Tephritidae.
UGGACAUACUUGGGAAAUCAAAUAUACAUACACAUAAACACGUAGACAUACACUUGCAUAGCCCUAGGUAGCCUUAUUUCUGUAAUCUACCAGCACCGGCAGCUGCUGCAGUACUCGAAUAACAUACUCUGCUUCAUUCAGCACUCAGCAACCAACCAACAACGAAGCAAUCAGCGGCCCGCCAAUCUACUUGUGAUUCAGCCAACCAGCUUUCCUACCCAGUAGGUAGUCAUCCAACUAGGAUAACCAACUAAGAACACUGUGCAAUAUGGUAUGGCCACUGCUAGCCUGUUUGCGAGACUAUUGCGCUAAUUGCUCCUUGGCCGGUAUCAGUUACAUUGCCAAUAACAAAUUGCAUAUCAGCGAACGUGUGUUCUGGCUACUUUGCGUCAUAUUGUCCGCCUAUGGCUCCUACACACUUAUUUCGACAUUCCAGCGAGACUUGGAAUUGUUCGCAGUGAGCAUUGUCUACGAAAGCCUAACACCGUAUGAUAAGUACUAUUUUCCCAGCGUGGCGGUAUGUGAGACGAUGGAGAAGGAUGGCACCACACCACCAGUUGAAGAAUAUAUAAAAAGGUGCUGGCCUGAUGACUAUGAAUAUGACAUUGAAAUAUUUGUACUAAAACUACUAUUUCCGCAUGAGUACAACUCGGGUAAUGCAAAGGCGCAUUGCUUCGAUAAGGAGGGCAGUGAUACAGAGUGUCCACAUACGGCCUAUCGAGAACUUAUAAGAAUGCUUCAUCAGAAUUGCACAACCGUAUUAGCGGAAUGUUCGAUGGGCGGCAAGGCUUUCAACUGCUGCCAUUACUUUCUGCCACUUCAGACACCUUAUGGUUAUUGCUUUCUACUGAAUUCAUUACAAAAUAAUCAACCCGAUAGCAUACAUUGGUUCCCGAAUGUGGUUGAAGACAAUCAAGUAGCUGCGACUAUGCGUCUGGUUAGCAACGUGGCAGUUGAGGUUUUUGUUCUCAACAGAGAAGAUGUACCCUAUGCCAAUUUAGCUGGUAUUACAGCGAAGAUAGCCACACCGGGCAAACAUACGGACUUUCAAAUUUCUCUACUAGAAAUGGUUAACGAUCAUGAUGUGCAUGAAGUGUCACCAGAGCAUCGAGGUUGCCGUUUUCCCGAGGAGGUCAAGCCACACUCAUCUUUUCGUGUUUAUAGCUUCAGCACCUGUAUUGUUGAUUGUAUUCGUGCGCUACAAAUGCGCUCUUGCAAUUGCACGAUGUUCAAUUUCAUGCCGGUGGCGCGUAGGGAUGCACCCGAUUGCGAUUACGACGGUUAUUUGUGCUUGGAGAAGGAGACAAAGGCAACACCAGAUGUUAAGAGUCUGCUACCAUGGCCCGAGAAUAAUGAAACAUGCGAUUGUUUACCUUCGUGUACCGAGCACGAUAUACGUAGAGUUUCGGAAUAUAGUCCAAGAGUAACCAAAGGUAUUAACACACGCAGCAUUGCAAUUAGCCUCUCUAGUCGGCCCACGGAACGGUAUCAUCGUCAAGCGCUGCGUACACGCUUGGACAUUGUGGUCACUAUUGGCGGCACGUUGGGUCUGUUCUUGGGCGCCAGUAUUCUAAGCCUAAUCGAGUUCAUUUACUUUUUCACUUUGCGACUUUAUAAUAACAUUCGUAUGUCGCGAAGCAGUGGCCGCAAUGGAGGAAAAGUUCGAGGAGGAGUUUAUUAAGGGUCGACCAAGUAUGGAAUAUUGAGAAAAUGUAAAUGGGGCAAUCGGGUAUUAACUUGAUGGACAUAUCUUUUUAGAUUUAACAAUAUUAACAAAUUUUAAUGAUUCUA